Tarenaya hassleriana is the source of this 1380-nucleotide messenger RNA. Its product is annotated as flavone 3'-O-methyltransferase 1-like. NCBI's taxonomy places the organism in Eukaryota, Viridiplantae, Streptophyta, Magnoliopsida, Brassicales, Cleomaceae. The record is from RefSeq and is a predicted model, not a curated record. Gene Ontology annotation, molecular function: O-methyltransferase activity; S-adenosylmethionine-dependent methyltransferase activity; protein dimerization activity. Bases 46 to 1146 code for a protein of 366 amino acids. Gene Ontology annotation, biological process: methylation. The transcript is spliced from 4 exons.
CUCACCAAACCUGAAAAAUACACAAUAAAAAAAAAAACAGAAAGCAUGGGUUCGACGGCGGAGACACAGAUAACGCCGGCACAAGUCUCCGACGAUGAAGCGAACCUCUUCGCCAUGCAACUCGCGAGCGCUUCUGUCUUACCGAUGGUUCUGAAAUCGGCCAUUGAGCUCGACCUGCUCGAGAUCAUGGCCAAGACCGCCGGAUUCUCCGGCCAAAUGUCGCCGUCCGACAUAGCUUCGCGUCUUCCAACAAAGAACCCAGAUGCUCCUGUCAUGCUCGAUCGCAUUCUCCGGAUCCUGGCUUCUUACUCCAUCCUCACCUGCUCCGUCCGUACGCUCUCCGGCGGCGGCGUCGAGCGGCUGUAUGGACUCGGCCCCGUCUGCAAGUAUUUGACCAAGAACGAAGAUGGCGUCUCCAUUGCCGCCCUCUGUCUCAUGAACCAAGAUAAAGUCCUCAUGGAGAGUUGGUACCAUCUGAAAGAUGCAGUGCUUGAAGGCGGGAUCCCGUUCAACAAGGCGUACGGAAUGACGGCGUUCGAGUACCACGGGACAGAUCCAAGGUUCAACAAAGUGUUCAACAAUGGAAUGUCCAACCAUUCCACCAUCACUAUGAAGAAGAUUCUAGAAACCUACAAUGGCUUCGAGAGCUUAUCCUCGGUUGUCGACGUAGGCGGGGGGAUUGGAGCCACUCUCAGCAUGAUUGUCUCCAAGUACCAUAACGUUAAAGGCAUCAACUUUGAUCUCCCUCAUGUCAUUGAGGAUGCUCCUUCUUAUCCGGGUAUUGAGCAUAUAGGUGGAGAUAUGUUUGUUAGUGUCCCUAAAGGAGACGCCAUCUUCAUGAAGUGGAUAUGCCACGACUGGAGCGACGAGCACUGCCUUAAGUUCUUGAAGAACUGCUACGAAGCGCUUCCGGGUGAGGGGAAAGUGAUAGUGGCGGAGUGCGUACUUCCGGUGGCUCCGGACCCGAGCCUCCUGACGAAACAAGUGGUCCACAUAGACUGCAUCAUGUUGGCUCAUAACCCCGGAGGCAAAGAACGAACCGAGAAAGAGUUCGAGGGCUUGGCCAUAGGAUCUGGCUUUCAGGGUUUUCGGGUUGUCUGCAACGCCUUUGGCACUUACAUCAUGGAGUUCAUCAAGAAGAUCUAAUCUUCUUCUCACAUACAUAUAUAUAUAUAUAUAUUCACUGGUCGUCCGCAUUUCUCUUGUCGUUGUCGCGUGUAAUGGAGGAAGAUGGGUUUGUGUUUGUAUAUGUAUUGUGCCAUGCCAUCUUUGAUUGCUCACAUUGGUCACGGAAUUGUUUUCAGUAUUCUUUGGCUCGUACAAUUUGAGGAUGUGAAAUCAAAGGUUUAACCGACAUAAUAAGAUUUGGCCGUUUAAAUC